GCCUCGCCUUCAGUCCGUCGCGUCGUUCGCCGCACGCACACGCAUCACAAACUAACCGGCCAGCACACGCAACCGUGUGCAACAAACCGCCCAGCACACAACCGCGCCGCACACAAACCGCAGCAUGCCCGCACGCCGAGCUUUGCGCUUGUUGCGUCCGUUGUUCACACAGUCCCGUCUAUGCCACUCGUGCCAACCCCCCGGCGGCGCGCCGCCGUGCCCGCCGUGCGAGGCGGCGCCGCCGCCGCCGUGCCGCGCGCCCGCCGCCGUCGCGGUGCCCGGGCGGCGCGUGGUCUGCUGCCCGCCGCCGCAGGGCAAGCGCCCGCCGUGCCCGGAAAAGGAGCCUAUCUGUUCGCUCACUUGUGAACAUCAAUUGCCGCAGGAACCUCCAACAAAGUCAACAGGGCCUAGAAAGCUAUGCGGCGCGCAACGCGACGUGGUGGCAGAGCGCAUCCGCUGCUACGAGGAACACCAUCGGCGCGAAUACGAGAACGCCGUAAAAGAGCGCAUGGCGCGCCCAAGGACCCCGCCGCAGCCGUUAAAAUGCCCGCAUCCACCAGAGAAACCCCUCGAACUUGCCACCGACGGACGAAUGUAUGCUGUCGCAUCAGACGGGCCUGUACCGCGAUGUUCUCCAACUCCAGUAAAAUCUUCUCCUAACUGUCCAACCAGCCGUCCGCCGCAUCCUCCUCCACAGCCAGUAACUUUAGAGCCUCUUGGAGAUUGUCGCCCAAAAGAACGCCAAGUCGUCGACCCCUGCGCGCACACACCACGCACGAUUCUCUCCAUCGAUCGGGGCGAUCCGAAACCUCAACCUCAAAUACAAAGUAUUAGUCAAACCAAAUCGAAAGAUCCUAAACCAUGCCAUGAGAAUCCUAAGAACCAAACUGAAAGUAGCUACAAAGGCAUCACGUCGCGCAUUAUGGAUUCUUUAAGAAGUAGCCGAACGAGUCCAAGUAAGCCGAAGCCCGAAUGGUGCAGCAAACCACCGGCGUUGGCAGCGGCGCCAAAGCGGUGCCGUCAGCCUACACUCACUGAGCGAAUGCGCCGAGGUUCCCCUUCACGUAAUAAACGGCAACUGCAUACUUCAGUCACUAAUUUGGCAGAUAAAGAGGCUCCAAAAGCAUCAGGACGUGAAGCGGCGUUAGCCGCAUCUAAAAAACUGGCAGCUGCGUUAAGCGAGCGGGAUUCUCUAAAAGAGGCAGGUCGCGGUCGCGCCGUACGCGCGCCUUCGUGCGCGCCGCCGACGCCGCCGCCGCCGCCGCGCCCGACCGGCGGAGCUAUGGAGUUCAGCGUCCCCGCCGACGCCGAUACCGUCUGCGUACGUGUAUCUAUGGGCAAACGUCCCAUCCCUCAAGGUCAACCAGGUACACCAACACCAAAACCUCACCCGGGUCCAUCCAAGCCUUCCCCGCCGCCUCCGAGCUCCGGCAUCCCCUGUCCCCCGCAAUCUGCAAGCGAUUCCUGGCUUUCCAUCAAAAAACUUCAGCAGAAGAUCUCGAGCUGCGGCCGCGAUGCCCCCGCUUCCCCUAAACCAUCCGCCCCGCCGCGUCCACUGCCCCCGUGCUCCCCUCAAGGCCGCGCUAAGAUGAUAGACGUGCUUCCUCAUACUAUUUUCAUUAAAUAAAUAGGUGCAUUAUUGUGUGCGUGUGUUAAUAAAUUCUUGCGUGUAUGUAACGAUA
This is a messenger RNA of Cydia pomonella (codling moth), 1682 nucleotides long. Its product is annotated as nascent polypeptide-associated complex subunit alpha, muscle-specific form-like. The transcript is spliced from 3 exons. The coding region runs from base 125 to 1627 and encodes 500 amino acids. Lineage: Eukaryota; Metazoa; Arthropoda; Insecta; Lepidoptera; Tortricidae. The record is from RefSeq and is a predicted model, not a curated record.